AUGGCGCACCAGCCGAACGGCUGGCUUGGGCAGCUUCCCCCUGACAUAAAGGCUAAAGCAUUUAUCCGGCGAGAUCUGUAUGGCUCCUAUUGCAAUAACGUUAUACCUCUUGCUUCUCAGCUGCGAUUGGCAGUGCUCAGUAUCACACUAUUACCUAUAAAACUGCUAGCAUGUUUAUUGUGUGUGUUGUCUUUCUAUUUAGUAGUAGUUUUUGGGAACACGUUGUUCCGUGAACCUUUUAAGACCAAGUACAUGGCAUUCUGGGGCAAGUUCUGGACACGCGCUUUACUUUACUGCUUGGGCUUCUGGUCGAUUAGUUGGGUGUAUGUCAACCCUGACGGGUCAUCAAGUCUCAAGCCCCCCAGUGGCCUGAAGGAACGGCGUUUUGGUGGCUACGUAUCCAACCACUGCAGUUGGAUCGACAUCGUGCUUUACAUGUCACGCCUAUUCCCUAGCUUUGUCGCGAAGAAGGAGGUCUCGACUCUGCCUCUCAUCGGUCCAAUCAGCAAAGCCAUGCAAUGCAUGUUCGUUGACCGGGAGGCCCGAUUGGCGGCCCUGGGAGACAAGGGCGAAGGCGGCGGUCAGGGCACUUCACAGCUUGUCCGGGACCGGAUGCUUCGCAAGUUCAAGGACACGUCCACUGAACUGCCCAUGCUACUGUUUCCGGAGGGCACCACGACCAAUAACCUCUACGUCAUGCCCUUUAAGCGCGGCGCAUUCAUCGCUGGUGUUCCUGUGCAGCCGCUGGUCCUCAAGUACGACACAUCGGGCCGCUUCUCACCUACCUGGGAUAGCAUGCCUGGCCACUUUCACAUUUUCUUGGUGCUGACGGAGUUAUCCUUCCGCGUCACCUGCUAUGUGCUGCCCCUAUAUGAGCCAUCGGAGGCUGAGAAGGCUGAUCCGGCGUUGUACGCAGACAAUGUACGGCAGAUGAUGGUAAAGUACAGCAAGAUCCCGGCCUGCGAGGACACAUAUGCCGACAAGCUGGCUUUUUUCAAGUACAUCAUGGACAGGAUGCGGCAGGACGGCUUGCACGGCAGCCGGGCGCCGGAAACGUGCGGGGCAGCAGAUGUUGCUGGCGAGGCGCCUUCAAAAGUGGAGGUGGAGGCGCGGGCAGCAGCGGACGGCAUGCGACAGCGGAGAUAG
Molecule: messenger RNA, 1146 nt
Organism: Volvox carteri f. nagariensis
Lineage: Eukaryota; Viridiplantae; Chlorophyta; Chlorophyceae; Chlamydomonadales; Volvocaceae
Exons: 3
Coding region: 1-1146 (381 amino acids)
Biological process (GO): phospholipid metabolic process
Cellular component (GO): endoplasmic reticulum
Molecular function (GO): lysophosphatidylethanolamine acyltransferase activity
Source: RefSeq, a predicted model, not a curated record